AUCCCUUCACCGUCUCUCUCAUGGAGCUCUUCUUCCUCCUCCCAUGGUUACUCUUCUCAGGGGCAUUAUGGGCAUCGCCGGCAGAAGGUGCGGGGACCACCUUCACCAUCAAGAACAAGUGCCCCUACACCGUCUGGCCGGGCACAUUGUCUGGCAAUGGCGCCGGCCUCCUCGGCGGCGGCGGCUUCGAGCUUUCCCCUGGCGCCACCGCCUCCUUCUCUGCCCCGCCUGGCUGGUCCGGCCGCUUCUGGGCCCGCACUCGUUGCGUCUUCGCCUCCUCCUCCUCCUCUCCUCCCAACGGCUCCUGCGUGACCGGAGACUGCGGCGGCGCCCUCCACUGCGCGGUCGGUGGCGUCCCGCCGGUCAGCCUCGCCGAGUUCACCCUCGGCGGAGGCGGAAACGGCGCCGCCAAAGAUUUCUACGACGUGAGCUUGGUCGACGGCUACAACAUCGGCAUCGGAAUCCGCCCCUCCGCGGCGGCGGGCGAUAACUGCCGCUACGCAGGGUGCGUGGCCGACCUGAAUGCGCAGUGCCCGGCGGAGCUGCGGAUGGCGGCGGAGCCAGGAGGGGAGACGGUGGCAUGCAAGAGCGCGUGCGACGCCUUCGGGUCGCCGGAGUACUGCUGCACUGGGGCCUUCGGGUCGCCCGCGACGUGCAGGCCAACGCGCUACUCGCAGCUAUUCAAGGCGGCAUGCCCUGCGGCGUACAGCUACGCCUAUGACGAUGCCACCAGCACGUUCACGUGCACUGCAGGUGCUGCCGACUACCUCAUCACCUUCUGCCCCGCAACCGCCGACGCCGCCGACCAGGCUUAGCUCUAAGCCUCCAAGUCUAACUAUAAAGUUUAUAUUUACACGUCCAGUGGAGGUAUGAACAAAGAGAGGAAUUGAGACAUAACCACAUAGCUAUGUAUUUCUACCGUUAAAAGCAUGUAACCAUAUAUUAUGUUACUUUUAGCUCACAGGAAUAUAUAAUUAACACGUUUUCAAGCGUGCAGCAAAUGGAAUUUCUCC
Zingiber officinale is the source of this 1013-nucleotide messenger RNA. Its product is annotated as pathogenesis-related thaumatin-like protein 3.5. The transcript is spliced from 2 exons. Gene Ontology annotation, cellular component: extracellular region. Gene Ontology annotation, biological process: defense response. NCBI's taxonomy places the organism in Eukaryota, Viridiplantae, Streptophyta, Magnoliopsida, Zingiberales, Zingiberaceae. The record is from RefSeq and is a predicted model, not a curated record. The coding region runs from base 21 to 815 and encodes 264 amino acids.